AUGUUGCACCGGAAACACACAGUGGCCAGUGAACACCGGUCAGUCCAGUGGGUGCCCGAGGUAGACGUGGUCACCGACAGCCUGGACAUGGCACUGCUGUCCGUUUACAGUCAUUCGGGUCUCACGUUCCCCGGGGCCGAACAGGUGUGCAAGCAAAAGGAGACUUUUAUGCUGUGCCUGAAGUGAGAACCACACCGAACAUAACCUAACCUCCUAAGUAUUCCGACUCCCGGCGUUUCUAAUUAUAUAGGUACCUACCCAAGGUCAUCAAAUCGCCGACAUUCCAUCAAACGUUAUUGCUUUUUAUUUCCAAGAUGCUAAUGUUUAUAACAAAAGAUAAUGGAUAAUUUAAUCCCCCAUCCCCGAACAAAUUUAAAUUUAGGCGGAUACAAAUAAGCAAAGUAGUUGGGUUAGGUUAUACAAAUUCACAAGAAAAAAAAAAAUAUAAUAUACUUACACCCUAUAUAAUAUUAUGAUGCAUUCAUUCCUAAACCCAGUUUAAAAGUUAAAAACAUACCGAAAGAACUCUAAUAAUCUCUUUAACACACCAUAAGGUUGGAGUUAUCGCAGUGGGCAGUUGUCAAUCAAAUUAGAUUUAAUUUAAAAAAUAUAUAUAUAUAUUUAUAAUUUUAUUUUUCCAUUAUAUAGUACAAAAUACAAAUUGCAAUCAGAUGUGUGUAAUCUGUUGCAAGUACUUGUAACACAACUGCUGAACUACAGUCAACACACUUCACCGUUUAGAAGAUAGUAAAGUAAUAAGUACACUGCCACAGUAAACUAAUGAAAUAGGAAUUUAUUUGAUAUUAUUUUUGGUAUUCAAUGUUUAUCGUCACCGGUGCCUAACAAAAUUAUUCAGGCAAUUAUUGAUUUCCAUCGGGAAAAAUGAUUUUGUAAAUAGAGUAGGUAGGACAUUUACCAUGAUGUGUCAAAAUUAGAUAUUUCUUUAUUAUUCUUCACAUUUUCUCCAGAGGGGUGAGAAUGGACAUUGUCCGGAAGAAAAACUAGGGUGUGGGAAUGAAACGGUCAAAUGCACACACGCGGCUGGUACGAAAAUUGUAUUUGCCCGUGACCACUGCUGUUGCGUAUUGUGUACAACGGCUGUCUAUUCAUAAAACGCAGUAAGUCACAAUUCACACAUUUUACAUAGUAAUUGGUCUAACAUAGGAAUAGUCACGAUUAUAGAUAUACCUAUAAUAUCUAUAAUUGUGGGACAUAUUAUAGGUACACCUAUCCGUAUGGGAUAUUGAGAUUUCAAAGAUUAAUUCCAAAGAGAAUUUAAAUAAUUCGACACCAAAAGUGUGGCUCCAAAAAUCUGCGCAAUUCAAUUUCGAUCAAAAUAAUAACAAAACAUAAAUAAUGAAUAAGAAUGCACAUACUUUGUUUUAUGAUUAGACAGCCGAAUGUCACAUAAGGGCAAUGAUAAUUGUUUUUCUCAACUUUUUGAAUCAAAUAUUUUUUUAAUACUAUAAAAAUAAUUUUUAUUCUCGUCUUUAAAAUAAAUAUGAAUGCAUUCAUAGUUUAUAAUAUAUACAUAGAUAUAUUAAUAAUUUAUAAAAUAUUUUUAUGUUGUAGUAAAAUAAUAAUGUAUAGUUUUCAAAAUUGUAAGUGGUACACCAUUGCAUGUGCUAACACUAGGUAGGUUAGGUAAAUACAGUUUAGAAGUUAAAUUAUUAGCCCCCAGACUUUUCUUAGUUUUCAAUUGUACUCAUUUGUCUCUGAACUUGUGGGGGGGGGAUGGCUGGAGUCCCAGUUGUUUUUUCUCUUAUAAUAUUUUCAAGUAAACUCCUCUUUGUAGACAACAAUGCAUAAUACAGAAGACAUUUUUUAUUUUUUAAAGGAUUCUUAAUAGAAAAAUAUAUUCAUUUUUAUUCAUAAAUUAAUUCUUUAUAAUAUAUGAAACCUAUUGUAACAUGUCUAUCAUUGUCAGUAUAGACUUCUUCCUAACCUAACUUCUUCAUUACUUGUGUUGUGGUGUAUAUAGCAAGUAUACAACAUAAAAAUAUUGGCAACAGCUCCUAAUAAUUGUUUAGUAGGUAUAUAAAAGAGAACAAUCAUAGCCAUUGUGUUUCAUUAAAAUACUAUUUUUAAUAGUUGUAGUUUAAAAUAAUUAAAUUUAAGGGUACCUAUCUAUAGUAAAAACUGGUAAAAAAUAAAAUAAAUGCAAGACAAUAAUUAUUGUGAAGACGUGAAGGGUAAUUUUUACUUUCGUUCUUUAAAAUAAAAUAACGUAAAAAAAAUAUCAUCAUUUUGUUGUUAAUGAAAAAUAAAAUAUUAAAAAUUACAUAUCAUUGAAAAUCAAUAAAUUUUCCAUUGUGCUGGAAAUUCUAAGUUAGGAAUAUAUUUUUAUUGUAUUACAUUAAUAUUAUUAUUUGUGAUGUCUAUGUAUUAUAAUUAUAAUUUUUUACUAAAGUUUUUUUUUUUUUAUAGGAAACAAAUAAAUAUUUUCCGACCAGACCAUAAUGGAGAAAAGAUUUUUAGAAAUCAUCCGUUGAAAAUGGGUGGACUCAUUGGUGAAGGGAAAGAUAUUAAUAGUAUUAAACUUGGAUUAGCCGGAAGUCAUAUUUCACAAACUAAUCACGGGUACUCUAGAAAAGAAGAUGGGACUUUUUAUAACUAUUAA
Cinara cedri is the source of this 2620-nucleotide messenger RNA. NCBI's taxonomy places the organism in Eukaryota, Metazoa, Arthropoda, Insecta, Hemiptera, Aphididae. The record is from the annotation of a GenBank genome assembly.